Molecule: messenger RNA, 1324 nt
Organism: Capra hircus (goat)
Lineage: Eukaryota; Metazoa; Chordata; Mammalia; Artiodactyla; Bovidae
Product: interleukin-37-like
Exons: 7
Coding region: 98-841 (247 amino acids)
Biological process (GO): cellular response to lipopolysaccharide; inflammatory response to antigenic stimulus; positive regulation of gene expression
Cellular component (GO): nucleoplasm
Molecular function (GO): cytokine activity
Source: RefSeq, a predicted model, not a curated record
CGCUGAUAUCCACUCAGAGCCUCAGACACGGGACCUCCCUGGCCCAGGUCCAGAGUUCCCUUCACCUCUUCAAUCACGUUAAUUGUCCCCCUGGGUGAUGUCGUCUUCAGAGAGCAGCUCAGACAUGAAAACUGACCGUGAGUUCCAUGAAGAUGAGUCUGAAUCUUUGCCAGACCUGGAAGCACAAGGCGCCCUGGCAUCAGAACCCAGCCUUUCUUCUGUGGCUCCCACCCACUCUGGUCCAAGAGUCAAAUCUGUAACCUUUAAGAAGUGUAAUAUUCGAGACAGGAACCAGCAAGUUCUGGUUUUGGAAGGUGGGGUCCUCAAGGCAGUCCCAGACAAGGACGUCACAGCCCGAGAGACUUUUUAUAUAUCAGUUUCACACCGAAGAGUUGUGAAACCUAUGAACGAAGGAAAGAAUCAUAUUUUUUUGGCUGUCUCAAAAGGCGAGCUCUGUCUUUACUGUGACAAAGUCAAAAGGCCAAAGCAUCCUUCUUUGCAACUAAAGAAAAAGCACAUCAAAGAACUGAGUUCACUGAAGGCUAAGGAUUGUCUGCCUUUCACUUUCAUCAGGGAACAGGAGGAGGAUUACAGGUGGAUUCUUUACCCGCUGAGCCAUCGGGGAAUAGUCAAGGAAGAGUCAAUGACUGCCAGCGUCUCUAUUUUGGCACCCACUUCCAACUCAGCACCAAUUAGGAAAAGGCAGCUAUGUUGCCCAAACCAAUCACAUAGAUGCCCCUCCCCCAGCUUCCCCAUGGCAACAAGUCCAAUCAAAGCAUACCUGGAGCCCUCCCUUUCUGCCUGCCCUGAAUCUCUGCCAAAAGCUAUUGACAGUGGAUGACUUCCUUUGAUACAGCCAACUCUAAAUAAAUAGGUGCCAUUUCCUCUUGAAUAGUCAAAGGAGGCAAGAAUACAGAAUACUGAAGAGACUCUUCAAUAAACGGUGCUGGGAAAACUGGACAGCUACAGAUAAAAGCAAUGAAAUUAGAACACUUCCUAACACCAUACACCAAAAUAAACUCAAAAUGGAGUUAAGAUCUAAAUAUAAGUUCGGACACAAUAAAACUCUUUGAGGAAAACAUAGGCAGAACGAUCUUGGACAUAAAUCACAGCAAGAUCUUUUAUGACCCACCUCCUAGAGUAAUGAAAAUAAAAACAACAACCAAAAAGAGGAGGAGCAAAUAAGAAAGGAUAUCUCCUUGUAAUAUCUUGACUUUAUCAUGGACUUGGCUUCUACUGUCAUUUGUCCCUUUCGUGUGUAUGGAGUUUGGGCUAUAAAAAUAGGGUGUGGUUAAUUACAAAGGCUUAAAUAAAUUUCUAGAGA